GGAAACUCAGUGCAAUGGCGAAAACACGCUUCAUCAGCGAAGCGUUUAUCUGCCGUCCUAAACAUGAUGGAAGACGCGAUCCGCUCCUCCUCUGCAUCGCUGAAGAGCAGUCGCCCUUCAGCUUGUCUUUCUUUCCUUUGUCUGUCCGCUGAGCCCUAGGAAGGUGUAUACUCGGCGAUGAGUAUAUAGGUAUCUCUCUACACACUCUUCUUCUCAUCAUAUACCCGAAUAAAUCAUCGUUGCAUCUAUCCGUCCCCUGUAUCAGGCACUGGCAUAUGCUAUAUUAAUAUUCAUGUAAAUUUAUAUCUUAUAAUACGACUUCAGUCUAUCGCUAGAUUCCGCAUUCGUUUUCGUUUAUACCAAUCUCUUCAAGGAUGGCUCAGAGCACAGAUGCUUCAAGUCACCGCGGGGGCACUCCCCGCUAUACCUCACCGCUCGAGGAUUACCUUGAUCGUUUCAACACCAAAUCCCCUCGGGUAUCGCAGAUCGAGUCGGUUCCUGACCCUGACUCCCCGAUGACUGAUGAUCCCAUUGAACUCGAUAAGGUACCAGAGACACCCCGAAAACGGAUUGCUAUCAUCGGUGGUGGCAUUUCUGGUCUUGCAGCCUAUUGGGCUUUGCAGAAGACUCAUCACGUUGUUGAGCUUUUCGAGAUGACCAAUGACCUCGGCACUCUAACAAGACCAAUUGCUGCUGGGACCCAGCCAAAUGAUGUGCACAUCAAUAAGAGCUUCAUUAAUUUCUUCCCAGGCACUUCCUCACACCUCCAAGAAUUUUUUGGCAGAUUGAAGAUACCUUACAUCAGCACCCCGUUCAGCUUUUCAGUUGCAAAAAGAGAGAACGGCAAACAGUUCGAUAUGGGCUUUUCAUUUCUCAAAGUGGCAACUUCUCGGGUCCGCGAUUGGCUGACGUUGGAUACCUGGAAAUUGUAUUUCGACAUUUGGAGAUUCCAUUAUUUUUCUCUGGACCUCCUGAGAAGCAGGGAAGCAGUUCAAAAUGAUAUUCAGAUCGUUGUUGAGAGCGGAUGCCCUACUAGGCGGACAAUCGGUCAAUAUUUGGACGAGAAGCGUUACUCAAGGAUCUUCAUCAAGAAUUAUCUGGUGCCUAUGGCCCAAAUUGUGUGGAAUGUUCAAUCUGAGAAAGAUUUGCGCGAUCUUUCGGUCAAACAGUUCGUCGGCUUCCUGUGGAGUUCUGGUAUUAUGGCGUUGUCUCCAGAAGUAUAUAUCGUCGAACCAAGCGCCAGAACUGAAGCAAAAGUUAGAAAGCGUAUUGUUCUACGCAGCAAAACUAAGGCAAUCCAUCUUCGCAGCAAAGUAACCACGGUUGAGGUUGUCCUCCGGAACGGCUGCCCCAAGCUACGUGUCUCAACCUUAGGAGAACCUGUACCUGUGCUCUAUGACUAUGUUAUAUUUGCCGUUUCCGCCGAGGAGGCUCUCCGUCUUUUAUCUUCCGGGGCAACUCAAAAGGAGCAGGCUAUUUUAAGCGCAUUUGAGACGACUAAAAUUGAAGCCUGGCUACAUUCAGAUUCAAGAUUUAUAUCAACCGGAAACACCUCAGCGUAUAUUAAUUGGGCCGACAGUUCGGCAUUUCCGCCCGGGAAUUUCAAUGCAUUCUCUGUGAGCUAUCGUUUAAAUUCAUUUGAUGCUUAUAACUGUCGUGAAAGUGCUUUAUACAUCACACUUAACCCGAUAGUUCAUCCUAACCCGGCCAAAAUAGUGGCUCGAUGGGAGUACCGACGCCCACUACUCAAUGCCAAAGCGCUCAACGCACGUGAAAAACUUCACGAAAUUCAAAAUGUCGAGGACCGACACUUACUUUUCUGCGGCUCCUGGACAGGAUAUGGGCUGCAUGAGGAUGGAGUUCGGAGUGCUUUCCAGCUUGUGACUAGAUACCUCGACGCCAAACUGCCGUUCACAGUGAAUGAUUCUGCCAUAGAUUAUAAGCCACCUCGCCAAUUAAACUUCUGGGACUACUCAAUCAGGUCGAUUUUAUGGAUGAUUGACUGGCUGAUUGUGGCAUGUUCGCUCAUUGCCAUUCGAACACACGACGCGGUUAUUCGGAGGCUCCCCAUCCGCUAUGUGGAGCAGUCCCGGGAAUAUUAGCGACCAUCUCAACACGUACUACGUAUUGCUUAGGACUUUAUCGGGGUCGGGGGUGGCCUGUUGGAUCGCGGCUCAAUACUGUUGGCGUUGGUAGUCAGGCUGCGCCAUCUUUUUGAUCGGUACUGUCUCUUUAAACUACGAUAUCCUUAUUGGUAUAUUCAUUAAGCUGGAGGAUAUAUUUACAUAGUAGGGGUAGUAUUGGUUAUUAGGCAGCAUGUAUAUAUUACUUCCCGCUGAGAA
Messenger RNA from Coccidioides immitis RS, 2342 nucleotides. RefSeq lists its product as uncharacterized. The record is from RefSeq and is a predicted model, not a curated record. The transcript has 3 exons. Gene Ontology annotation, molecular function: oxidoreductase activity. The coding region runs from base 375 to 2102 and encodes 575 amino acids. Lineage: Eukaryota; Fungi; Ascomycota; Eurotiomycetes; Onygenales; Onygenaceae.